CAAAUCCGAUUUAAAAGAUGCAAUUGAUCAAAAACCAGAAGAAUCAUAUUGGCAUUGUCAACUUGGUGCACUUUUAUAUAAACAAAAUGAUUACAACACAUCUUUAAAAGAACUAGAUAGCGCUAUUAGCUUAUUUCAAUCUUCAAAAGGUAAAUCUCAUUCUCAAAAAAGCAAAUAUCAACGAACACUUAUGUCGGAAACAUAUCAUUAUAGGGGGCUUUUAUAUAAAGCAAUUGGUAACCUUCCGAUGUCAAACUCUGAUUUUAAAGAAGAAUCAGAACUUAA
Molecule: messenger RNA, 285 nt
Organism: Racocetra persica
Lineage: Eukaryota; Fungi; Glomeromycota; Glomeromycetes; Diversisporales; Gigasporaceae
Source: the annotation of a GenBank genome assembly